Molecule: messenger RNA, 1250 nt
Organism: Symbiodinium necroappetens
Lineage: Eukaryota; Dinophyceae; Suessiales; Symbiodiniaceae
Source: the annotation of a GenBank genome assembly
GUGCUUGCCGACGAGACCUUGCCAUCGUGUUGUUAGGCUCCGGGAUUGGUGAUGGGGCUGGUUUCGACAGUGUCAGCCAGGAAUUGGGUUCUCAUGCCGAGGAGGCAGCCUGGCACCAAGGUGCCGCAGAUGUUGAUGGAGACGUAGAGCCGGUUGUGAAGAAACCCAGCACACAAGCGGCCGAGAUUGGCAGCUCGGCGGAAGCCAGUUUGAAGCAGCGUUGGGAAACUGGCUUCGGCAAGGCAAUCUUCGGGAGGUCCGAGGAUCAGCUCCGCGCUGCAGCUCUUGCAAGGAUUAAAGAGAUCGUCCUCUUCGACCCCAACGACUCUGCCGCGGCCCCUACCUCAUUGGCAGCCUUCAUUUCAGCAUGGAGAUUCUUUCAUUACACGGUCGGCAGUGACGCUGACCCCUCAAUCGUAUCGCAGAGAGUGGAAGGCAAUGACGUCUAUGCGGUGAUUGCCGGUUUUGCCCUCUUCUGCUUAUUCUCUGCUGCUCGGUGGUCAGACGCAGCGAAGGCUAGCGGGCUGUCGAUUGACUCACAUGGGCAGGCUGAUGACCAAACCACGUUCAUGCCGCUGAUUGCUCUGGGGCACACCUUUCAGGAUUUGCCGUGGGAGAUACUGCAUGGGGAUGAGUUUGACCAGGCCACGGUCGCCAAGGUCACUACUCAUCCUCUAAAGGCGACUCCGCUUUCGUGGGCUACUAAGAGCGGGCGCUUUGACAAGCAUGAGAAACGGAUCUUGGGCCAUCAUUCGUCGCCAGACGAGCGGAUGAUUGUGACUUACGGACGAGAUGUGAUGUGCCCGGUGCUUGCAAAGCUGCAGCAUGUCAUUGAUCUCAUUCGCGCCGGGCGGUUUGACCCAGAUCAGACUCGUGCCGAGAGAAUGUCAUCCAUGGUCAUGCGCCUCAACGAAGAGGCAGAGAUUGAUGUACAACCCGAGCGCCGGGUCGAAGACUUAAGGCGACUCGACGAGUCCGAGCAGUCCGAUGUGUUUCUUGAAGACCACGAGAGGCUCAACGAACACCCCAGCCUGGUGCCAGGGCUGAGAGACGACCCUGAGCCGCCGGAGACAGGGUCUUAUGUUCGUCACAAGGUCUCGCUUAUCGUGCACAUCCUUAUGGUACCUGCCUCACUGUUGAGAUGCGGGAGACCAUUCAAUCACAAUUAUGAGGACUGCUCGUUCAAUCCGGAUCAGCCGCGCGAGGAUAUCUUGUGCGAACAGUGCAAGGCCGCGCGAGCAUCGGUAUGA